Humulus lupulus (European hop) is the source of this 1792-nucleotide messenger RNA. Its product is annotated as BTB/POZ domain-containing protein At3g05675-like. The transcript has 2 exons. Bases 96 to 1556 code for a protein of 486 amino acids. NCBI's taxonomy places the organism in Eukaryota, Viridiplantae, Streptophyta, Magnoliopsida, Rosales, Cannabaceae. The record is from RefSeq and is a predicted model, not a curated record.
UCCAGGGCUUACCUUCCUCUCUUCCGGAUGAAACUUCGAUUUUCCUAUUUUCUUCCUUUCAAUUCCCUCUCAUUUCUUUUCCCAUACGACAUAUAAUGACCAAGAAACGGCAGCGCGUGGUAAACACUGCCGCGGAAGCGGCGACGACGACAUCGACCGCGUCUUCACGCCGUCUUUCCUCCACCGCCGCCAUGAUCAACUCCUCCCUCUCCGACAAAACCCUAACUCAGGCCUCUCAAAAGCCCUGCCCCCAUUCUUCCACCGGAGCCGCCGCUUUCAACGAUUCUACGUCGGCUGACGUCGUCCUCCGCCUCUUCGUUGAGCCAUCUCCACUCGAUUUGGACGAGCUAGAAUCGCCAUCCGAAACCGAGUCCGAGGUUUUUCUCUACCUCCAUUCCCAUGUCCUUCGUCGCUCCAAGUACUUUGCCGCUCUCUUGUCCGACCGUUGGCAGAAAGAUCGCGGAGCCGACGGCCAUGAUAUCGUCGGUGAGUCCGACGAAGAGCUGAUUCGGAUCAAUCUCGGUGUGCCUCCCACAAUCGAGUCCGGGAUCACGGUACUGGAACUUCUCUACUCUGGAGAUUUUUUUAACACUAUUAACAGUGCCUCCAUGGCUCUGGAUCUUCUCCCCGUGGCGCUUGAAUUGCUCUUCGAGGAAUGCGUUCGGUCCUGUGUUCGCUUUCUCGAGGCCGUACCGUGGACCGAGGAAGAGGAGAAAAGGGUUAUGUCUAUGAUUCCAUUACUGGGUGGGGAAGAGUCCAAGGAGCUUCUUGCUAGGGUUUCGCCUGGGGGUAACGAUUCUAGCGAAGAAAUGCUUUACAGUUUAAUUGUGGCUGCGAUUCACAGCCCUCCAAACAUGGCUUUGGUCAAGGCUUUUGUAGCUAAGCUGUUGAGGGACUUCUCUUCUAAGGAGUCGGCCAAGAGGGUACUGGAGAGGGCCUUCGAUGCGAGCUUGAAGGUGGUCAAGGAAUCAAUGGAAGAGUAUUCGAGUCCGACUUUUCGAGGGGAUAAUAACGAGACGGAGGCCAUGCAGAGGCUAAAUCUACACACUGCCAUGACCAAUGGUCGGCAAUUGCUUUGGCUGGUCGAGAGAAUGAUUGAGCUCAAAGUGGCUGAUACGGCCGUCAAGGAAUGGAGCGAACAAGCCUCUCUUACUUCGGAUCUUCAGAGGGCAUUUCGUGAUGAUGCGUGGAGGAAUCUCGUGCCGGGUCUCCCUGUUGUUGUGCUUCGCUCCACUUGUAAGCUUGCCAAUGCGGUCGCCACUGGUAGUAUUCUUGCUGCAACACAGGUUAGAAAGAAGCUUGUAAAAGAUUGGCUUCCUGUUCUGAUUGUUUGCAAGGACAAUGUUUCGCCUCUGUCUCACAAUAACAAAACUCUCUACUUGGAGUUGGAGGAGAUAUUCCUGAGAAUCAUCUCCACACUUCCCAUGUCAGAUGCCCAGGAGUUGUUGCAGCAGUGUCUCAGCUUUUCAAACCGAAAUGUGGAAGAUUGCUCUCACUUGGUCACUGCUUUCAACACCUGGUUUCGCCGAGCAGCUCAUCCCCGCCAAGAAAACUAGAUUUAAAAGUCAGUACACUUCCUUUCAUGUUGUUCUGAUAGAGAAGUUCCAGACUCUUUGUUGUGAUGCCAUUGUCUUUGGAUCUGUAGAGUUCCUCCUAAAAUUGUGCAUAAUAGCUAGUUAUGUGGAGAGCCAAAAGCUUGGUAAAUGCUGUGUACAUAACUUCGAUGUCUACUCACACCUUGUAAAAAAAAUUAAAUAAAUAAAGUCUGAACCAAUGGUUCUAAUGUAUUGUA